AGAGGGGCGAGCGGCUGGGUUGGAGUCGCAACCCAAGGGGUGCGUCCUGCUGCAGAUGAGGGUAUGAGGAGAUGGUCAAUAAAACCCCUCGGUGCAGACCUUUCUGCACAUUGUACAACCCAAGUAUCUCAGUAUCUCAGUAUCUCCGCGGUGAUCGACAGUUUCCUGCUGCAAAUCCGGAGCCAUGGCGCAGUCACACAGCGAAAGCAUACUGGUGGAUGAGAAGCACAUCAACGCCGCCAUAGAGAGCCAAGGCAGCGGGAGCGAUGUCGGGAGCAUUGAGCCGGACUGGACUGAGGAGGAGGAGAAGGCAUUGGUUAGGAAAAUUGAUUUCCUGGUGAUGCCUCUCCUGAUGCUCAGCUUCUUUGCGCUUCAAAUGGAUCGCGGGAAUAUCGGAAAUGCCUUGACCGACUUCUUCUUUGCCGAUGUUGGAAUUACCCAGAACCAGUUCAACAUUGGACAACAGCUCCUUUCACUUGGCAUUGUCCUUCUCGAGAUACCCAGCAACUUGGUUCUGUAUAGAGUUGGGCCUUCCUUAUGGAUUGGAUGCCAGAUAGUUGCAUGGGGUCUUAUUGCCACAUUCCAGGCAUUCCAGAAAGGCCUUGGUCCGUUCUUGGCCACCAGGUUAUUACUUGGGUUGGCCGAAGCCGGGUUUAUUCCUGCUUGUCUCUAUACCAUCACAAGGUGGUAUAAGAGAGAUGAAACCAGCACUCGGUUCUCCUGGGUCUUUAUUGGGAACCUCUCGGCAGGUGCUACCACAGGGCUGAUUGCCUACGGGAUAUUGCAGAUGCGCGGCAUCGCCGGCCUUGGAGGUUGGCAAUGGCUGUUUCUCAUCGAGGGCAUGUUCACCGUCGUUGUUGGAAUCAUCUUCCUCCUGCUGUUCCCUCAAAGCACGAGCAAACCAGUAUCACUCGUGGGAAUCCGGCUCUUCAGCGAGCGCGAAUCGUAUAUCUUAACCAGCCGCGUUCUUGCCGACGACCCUCAGAAAGAACACGCAAAAUCCUACGUUACUCCGGCCGAGCUGAAGCACACGUUGACGAACUGGAGGCUAAUCCCCCAUGUUAUCGCAACCAUCUGCGGACUGGCGCCCAUCUCAACAAUGAUGUCAUACGCACCAACAUUAGUCCAUUCGUUUGGCUACGAGAGACUGAAGUCCAACGCAAUGGCAUCUAUUGGGGCUUUCAUCCUGAUCAUAAUAACCGUUGCCUGGGGGCACAUUGGGGAUAAACUCCGCCUUCGCGGCCCGUUAGUAGCCCUCGGGUUGUUCAUUUACUGGGGUUUUGUCCUUGGAGACCGGCUCUUGGUCGAAUCCCACAACCCAACCAAGAGAUUUGCGCUAUUGACCCUGACGAUCUGCUUCGGCAGCAAUUGGCAUCCGAUACAUGGCUCAUGGCUGGCGUUGAAUGCCCGCACGGCUGGAGAGAGAUCGAUUACGAUGGCCAUAUUCAUCAUGGCAGCCAAUACGUCCGGGAUCGUCGGCAGCCAACUGUUCCAGCAGGAGGACGCGCCUUUGUACCGAACCGGUUGGACCAUCAUCACCGUCCUUGUUUCCGUGUCACUCUUGGCUUCGCUGGUGUCUAAUAUCCAGUAUCGUUUGUUGAACCGUCGACAAGGCAACAAAGCCCCUUACCACCUCUAGGCCUUCCGGAACCCCAGGAUCGGGGCUUGAAAAGGAGAUUUCGGAUAGAGAAGGGGUUAUUUUUAUUUUACAUGCUUUUGGCUGUUGCUUUCCAAGACCUGGGAGAUUCACCUCGGAGCAACACCUCUGGAUUAACGAUGUCUAACGUAUAAUAAUGAAAUAGACAUUUUUGUCUAGGAAAUAUUAACCGGACGGUGUGCCUUCUUCCAGCUUGGCUUUGAGGGGUAGG
Messenger RNA from Phialemonium atrogriseum, 1868 nucleotides. RefSeq names its product major facilitator superfamily domain-containing protein. NCBI's taxonomy places the organism in Eukaryota, Fungi, Ascomycota, Sordariomycetes, Cephalothecales, Cephalothecaceae. Gene Ontology annotation, molecular function: transmembrane transporter activity. Bases 185 to 1639 code for a protein of 484 amino acids. The transcript is spliced from 11 exons. The record is from RefSeq and is a predicted model, not a curated record. Gene Ontology annotation, cellular component: membrane. Gene Ontology annotation, biological process: transmembrane transport.